AUGGACUGCUUUGACCCGGAGCACAAGAAGAGAGGCAGGCCGAGGAUAUACGACGUGAGCAUCAACAAGCCCACGUUUGAGAUCGCGCCCAAGGACGCAAGACACCACCCGACAAUGCAACCGCGAUAUGCCAUGUUGCCGCAACAAAGCUCAACCCCAAGGCCCGAGAAGGCGGCGCUGCUUCUUCCCUUGCCGCAAGAAAGAUGGGCGUCGUCGUCGCAAUACCUCGGGCGCGAAUCGGCAUUUACGCAAUUCCAUCUGAGAGAGCCGACAUGUCCACCGCUCUUAAGGAGGGAUUCCAUGCACCUGCAGUUCCGGCGAGACUCGACAUCAUCACAGUCGUCGUCGAUUCAUUCGACGAAUAUCCACACGUCAAUGCUGCCGGGAGCAGGAACACCUCCAGAUACACCGUCGGGUCCCAUGUGGACGAACCCGUUCGCUUCGGAGGGCAACAAAUGGAUAUACGGAGAGGGGGCGUCUGGCAAGGUACAGCUACGCGAAGACGGUGGGCGAAGCGUGGUGUUUCCGGAGGCAAAGAAAGGACGCGGUCUUUCGAUCGACGAGCUCCUUUGCUAA
Diplodia corticola is the source of this 576-nucleotide messenger RNA. RefSeq lists its product as uncharacterized. The transcript has 2 exons. Lineage: Eukaryota; Fungi; Ascomycota; Dothideomycetes; Botryosphaeriales; Botryosphaeriaceae. The record is from RefSeq and is a predicted model, not a curated record. Bases 1 to 576 code for a protein of 191 amino acids.